Oryza brachyantha (malo sina) is the source of this 1927-nucleotide messenger RNA. RefSeq names its product dol-P-Man:Man(7)GlcNAc(2)-PP-Dol alpha-1,6-mannosyltransferase. Gene Ontology annotation, cellular component: endoplasmic reticulum membrane. The transcript is spliced from 20 exons. The record is from RefSeq and is a predicted model, not a curated record. NCBI's taxonomy places the organism in Eukaryota, Viridiplantae, Streptophyta, Magnoliopsida, Poales, Poaceae. Gene Ontology annotation, molecular function: alpha-1,6-mannosyltransferase activity. Gene Ontology annotation, biological process: protein N-linked glycosylation. The coding region runs from base 64 to 1557 and encodes 497 amino acids.
GAGUUGCGAAGCGACUCUCUCGUCGGCUCGUCACACGCGCGAACCCACUCGCCGGCCACCGAGAUGGCGCCGCCGCGGCCUUCGCCGGCGGCGAGGCUGCUGAGGGAGUACGGGUGGGACCUGCUGCUCGGAUCGAUUGCCGCGUUCUACGCCGUCAUGGUGCCCUACACAAAGGUGGAGGAGAGCUUCAACGUGCAGGCCAUGCAUGAUAUUCUGUACCACAACUAUCACAUUGAGAAGUAUGAUCAUUUAGAAUUUCCUGGUGUUGUCCCUCGGUCAUUUAUAGGAGCAUUGGUCGUAUCUGUUAUAUCAUCACCUGCAGUCUUCAUAAUGCAUUUAUUUCAUAUUCCAAAGGUUUAUGGUCUUCUAGCAGUUCGAAUGAUGUUGGGUAGUAUUACCCUGAUAACUUUGAGACUUAUCCGAGUUCAGGUAAAAAACAAGUUUGGUCAUCAUGCUGAAGCAUUCUAUGUGAUGCUAACUGCUACCCAGUUUCACUUGUUGUUCUAUUCAACUCGCCCCCUUCCAAAUAUAUUAGCUUUAGCUUUCGUUAACUUGACAUACUACUUCUGGUUCAAGGGAAACUACUUACGCACAUUACAGGCUCUGAUUGUUGCAGCAGUUAUUUUUAGGUGUGACAUGAUUCUGCUGCUUGGUACAAUAGGGCUUGCACUUUUGCUGAGCAGGUCUAUUUCUCUAUUGGAAGCAGUCAAAUGUUGCGUAAGCACUGCCAUUAUAUGCAUUGGCUUCACUGUACUGGUUGACUCUAUAAUGUGGCGGCGAAUCCUGUGGCCUGAAUUUGAGGUUUUGUGGUUUAAUUCGGUUCUGAACAGGAGUUCAGAGUGGGGUACACAUCCCAUCCAUUGGUACUUCACCUCAGCACUUCCACGAUCCAUGCUUGUAGCAUAUCCUCUUUCUGUGGUCGGUGCUUCACUUGACAGAAGGAUAGUGAAGUACAUACUUCCAGUCUUCUUGUUUGUUAUACUUUAUUCAAAACUUCCGCAUAAGGAGCUCCGUUUCAUUAUUGCUUCAAUCCCCAUGCUUAAUGUAUCUGCUUCACUAGCAGCAAGCAGAGUAUAUAAUAACAGAAAGAAAGCUGGGUGGAAGUUACUUUAUGUUCUCAUGAUUGGUGGCUUUCUUGCCAGUCUAGGAUACUCUUCUGUAACCUUCAUGGCAUCUUACAAUAAUUAUCCUGGUGGAUAUGCUCUAAAGGCUCUACAUGAAGCAGAUUCUUUGAUGAAGGAAAAAACUGUUCAUAUUGAUGCCUUCACCGCAAUGAGUGGAGUUUCUCGGUUCUGUGAAAGUGAAUAUCCUUGGAGAUAUUCCAAGGAGGAAGAAAUUUCCAUCGAGGAAUAUCAAGAACGAAAUUUCACAUAUCUGCUGAAUGAACACCGCCACAUCAGUGGCUACAAGUGCUUGUUUGCCGUGGAUGGAUUCUCCAGAGCGAAAAUUCAACCUCGAAUCCCACCACUCUCACUGGUGAAAGAGCCAAAAGUGUUUGCACAUGGGAAUACGAGAGAUCCUGAUAUUCUUUCGUUGAAUUGGCCUGGUUGCCCUUGAGGUGAGGACAUCGAUCAGAUCUCUACCACAGGACCACUGAUUGCCAAUUGUGAAGAUACCCAGCCUGUGUAAAUCACUGGAUCGAGCCCUUCCCAAACCCCCCAGCUCAGAAGAUACUACACCCUGCCCACCUUGAGCCAUUUCCAGGGUAAAGGCUCACAAUUUAGCGUAAAAAACUCGCGUUUUUAUGUCGAAAGCAUGUGCUUCGGUUUCUGACCCCGUUGCUCGUAUCUGGUGGCUACAAGGGGGGUAAAGAAAAACUAAAAAAGAGGAGGAAUAGGAGGGACCAUAACAAUCUUGUGCUCUAGCAAGUUGCUCCAUUUCAUACAAGUAUCCGCAUCUACAUUACGUCAACCCACUUGUUGUAUAG